Molecule: messenger RNA, 8851 nt
Organism: Cinara cedri
Lineage: Eukaryota; Metazoa; Arthropoda; Insecta; Hemiptera; Aphididae
Source: the annotation of a GenBank genome assembly
AUGGACCCUCGGGGAGGCUAUGGCGAGGAUCGACCAGCCGCCCGAAGACUGAUCACAUCACAACGGCUCGGUCGGUUUGACUUCCUCCGGCACCACGGUCCACCCCGAUGGGGACCUCGUGUCAUCGACUCAAGGUCGUAUGUAAAGCGUGUGUUCGGCUCGAGUUGGCGUUUGCAACGGGGGAUGACGCGGGUUACUUCGUUCAACCCACACUUAUUAGUAUUAAUUUGUGUCUUCGAGUUCAAAGCGAGUGGGCGCCGCGAAGAAGAAAAUAAAUCGCUCGCUGCUGUAGCGGUGUAAUAAACAAUUGUAUGGAAAAAAAGAAGAAAAAACAAUUCGUGGUCGGCACGCCGCGGCCGGUGUUUGGCGUUCAGAAAAAUAUUACGCCAGCAUUUACACUGGUCGCGCAGUUACGUGAAACGAAAUCGAAUCCCCGCGAAAAAAAGACCGAUGGCACGUAAAUAUUGUUGUUUUAUGUUUGAUUAUGCAUUCGCGAACAAAGGGGGAUAAAAAUAAUAGCAAUAAAGUAGGAUUUUUUUUUCUCGUUCUCCUCUCCGAUUGUCAACACCUAGGCGUGCAGUGGGUACGCCGCCGGACCGUGAUUUCGUGGCGUAAUAACAACUCGCGCCGAACCGCAUUUCCAUUAUUAUUAUUAUUAUUAUUGAAUAAACGUACGUACGAAAACAACAACGAGAAAAAAAAAACACCUAAUAAUAAUAAUGUGCGUUAUAUAUUCACGCGAUGCAAUCGUCAUCGUAACGACGCACGCUAAAACCGGUUGUGCUUUAGGUGGGACGGCGACCUCGGCCGCGUUCUCUUCGCCGCCGCGGCCGCUCGGCGAUCGGCAAUCGCCAGUUCCGAGUUCGCCACUUUUCGUGCGGCGCGACGUCCCCGGGCGUUCCUCUGUUCCGUGUGACGUGUGCUUGUGUACGCACCACACGAACGACGGAGAUACGCGCGCGCGUGUCCCCACACGUUGUUUUUUCCUCUCUUGUUACUUCGCGAUAAUCAUAUUCUAGUAUUAUUGACCCGCAAAUAAUUCCGACACGAGCCGUUUUGUUGUGUUUUUUUUAUUUUUUUCUCUAUUUCGUUCUAUUACGACGACAGCCCGAGAAAUAUCGUAGAAAUAAACGCAGUAGAGCCGGUGUCGAGCGCCGUAAUAUUAUUUUCGUAAAUUGUUUUUUUUUUUUUUUUUCCUGUUGGUUUUCAACGUCGCGGCUCGCGCGCGUAUAUUACAUAACACUUACUCGUAUUUUUGUGUUGUGCAACCGGCCGUCGAUAUCGUUGUCGCGUACCCGCCUGCCCCUUGCAAUACUCCGACUUCGAGUUGACGGGUAGCUGUCGUGUAGUGUACGUUUUCGGUACGAUUCUCCGGGGUGUCUGUUGAAGAUACGGACUUUGGGCGGCGGCGGCGACCACCCCGCGGGAGAGCAAGCUGUCCACAUGACCACGAGUGAUACUAACGUUCGACGGCGGCGGUACGCGCGCAAAGUUCGCGAUACCGGUUGCGCGGAAGUUCGACUGCCGUGUUGACGAUAACGACGACGGACAAGUAUGGACCGCCGUUAUUAUCGUGUUAUACUCGGAUAGGCACCAAAUACCGCGACAAUACCAACAAACCUAACCCAACCCUACCGACCUACCACAAUUUUAUUAUUGUAUGAUCGUGAUUAGCGACAGUACGGCACAUCCAGCGUUGCAGUUACGGCGACGCAAAUCAACCAUAUAUAAAAUUCAAAACAUCUUACCCCUUUUUCGUUUUCAUUACCAGGUGGAGGCGUGUGAUUUUUGAAAAUCCACAAGGGGGAGGGGUCGUAGAACAAAAAAAAAAGUUAGGAAACAUGCUGCUUUAUAGCCUCGCUUGUGGCACAGUCCACAGUUUACAUUUUUCGGAACGAAUCUGCUGAAAAGAGCGAUUCUAUUUUUUCAACUUGAAUCAUGAUGUUUUCAAAAUUGUUAGCUUGUACUCACUUUUUAAUUAUAAUGAAAAGCCUAUUGAAGUUCGCAAUUGUUUUUUUAAAAUUUCCUCGAAAAUACCUUUUAUAAUUAAAAUCAGCAGAAAUAGAAUUAAUUAAAUUUUUUUAAUUUUAAUUCUUGGGUUUUCUUACAUUGAAUCCAAAGGAUCAACCAUAAUCGAAAUCAUAUCGGUAUCGUUUAUUUUUUGGUUACUUAAAUUAUUAUAAAUCGAUAAAAAACGAACUUUCUCAAGAAGCCUUUAAAAUAGGUAUAUUUUUAGAAUACCUAGUUUUAUAAUGUUAAAAUUGUGGGUUGAAGUAUAACUUUUAGGUUCAACCACAGUGUGUGUUUUUCACGACACUUGAUAGUUAUUAUCUUGGAAAUAACAAACAACUUGUAACAACUUGGUUUGUUUUCAAAAAUGUAAGAUAAGUACAUUGUAACUGCAUUGAGACCUGCUUGUUUACGAAAAUUUUAAACAUUUUGUUCAACUUUAUUAACACAACCAUUAUUUUCUUUUGAUUUUUUUUAUUCCAAAGUACCAAACAUCCAUAAAUCAACAAUUUUUUAAUUGGAACCGGAUAUUUUAAAUACAUUUGAAUGUUACAAUUUAUAAUUUUUAUCAACCUGUUAUUGAAAUACAACCCAUUUAAGUUCAUUUUUUUUUGAGAGAUGAUAAGUUUGAAAAUUAGAAGUUUUCAUAUACGUUUGUUACCAAACUUAAUAAUAAUUAGUAACAUUUGACAAUUAAGUAUAAGUAGGCAGGGGCUUGGUCACAGGCCAGUCCAUAGUUUUAAAACUUUUAGCCAAGGGCUAAUUUUGACAAAUAAUUAAUGAAAAUAGCAAAAAAAAAAAUAAAAAAAAAAUAGUAUUACCUAGCUAUGAUAAAUAAAUUACAUAAUUGCUCCCUCUGGAUUUUGUUUUUAUUAAACUUACCGUAUGUAAUACUUAGCUACAUAAGUAGGUUUACAUACUCCUUAUACAACAUACAGGAUAGUGUUAGCAAGUAGGAAAGCUGGGAAGAUAUAAAACAAGUCAGAUACAGGGUAAUUUAGUUUAUGAACUGAAAGAUUACACUAAGAAUCUAAAUUGAAAUAAAUGUAUAUGACACUAUAUAUAUAUAUAUAUGUAUAUUGUACACAUCACUAUAAUAAUGAAUGCCAAACAAAUUUAGUUUUAAUGUAGUUACAAAGUUGUAUUGUUGUUAUAUUUAAAAUAGGUACCUAUUUAAACAUGAAAUUUAACAUUGUCCAUAAGAUUAAAUUAAUUUAAAACAUGGUAUGAAUACAAAAAAUAUCCAAUAGACAUCCUUUUCAGUUCAGUAAAAAACAAUUAAUAUUAAUAUUAUCCUCUACCAACACUCCACACUCUAGAUUCAUAAACAUGAAUGCUUCUUUUUAAAUAUGUUGUGAGAAAUAGUUAACCUAAGUCUUAUUUUUAUGAAUUUAAUUAUAGACAAAUUUCUUUCACAACUUACUCAAGUAAAAGUUAAACCCAUUAUCACCUUAUAUGUACAAAGUAUUAUAAUUUGGUGUAUGGAUCACUUAUUUGUAUAAACAAAUAAAUGCACAUAAAAUUCAUUGAUUACGUUUUUAUUUAUCAGAAAAUAUUUUUGAUAAUAUACAUUUUAAAACAUAUUCAAAGUCUGUAUCGUUUUCAUUUUUUUCCUCAAAAUUCUAUUCAUUACAAUCUUGAUACAGAAUAUUAGUAUUUGCUUCUUAAUUUUGAAUAUAUUUCAUCAAAUGAUGUAUCACGGGUCUAGAUGUCAAUAGUAUGAAGUAUAUGUAAGCCAUUGGUGCAAUUAACUCAUAAAUAUUGGGGGGAAGCUCCACUAUAAUAUUAAAUACAUGUUAUUGAAGUGGUUAUGCCUCUUCAUUUAAGGGCCGAUCUCCCUUAAUAAAGCUACUUGAACUAAGCGAGUAUAUUAAAUAAUAUAAACGUCAAACUAGUUAUAAAAUUGAAGUAUAAGUGCCAAAAGUUUAAAUUAUUUAAUACAAAUUGUUGACAUUUCAAUAAUAUCCAUCCAAAAUCCAUAUUUUUGGAUUUUAAAAUUCUGAUAUUCAUAUAAACCUGAUUUAUAUCACAUCACGGAUAAUAGGUACCUACACAAAUGAAAAAAUUGGACAUUAAUAGAAAAAGUGUUUCAAGUAUAACCAUAAAAGGCUAUAAAAAGAUUAAUAGAAUUCAAUUAUUUUAACGGCUAAAUAGUAAUAAAUUGAAAAAGUAUGUGUUGCUAAUAUUUCCAUUUGAAAAUUAAAAUAUUAAGUAUAGGUUUAACAUACAUAGUUAAAUACAAAAAAAAAAAAUGAUAGAAAUUACAUAAAUAUGUAAUUUUCUAGACUUUCAUAAUAUUUAAAAUUUAAUAUUUUUCAAGACAAUAGUUGUUCCACAUUUAUGAGAAAAUAUCACUGUAUAUUGUAUUUUAGUACAAAGUUCUUUAUGCUUCAAUACUUAUUGUAUGCAUCACUUUUUGAGUAGGUAGGUAUUAUAUUCUCGAGAAAAACAAAUUAGGUGGUUGUUUUUUAUUUAUUUAUUUUAUUUUUUAAGACUAGAUUAAUAAUAAGAAUUAAUUUAACAAGAUAGAUAAAACUCUGGAUACAUUUUUUUUAUAUUUAAUAAAUUGUAUAUUAUUUAAUAAUUAGAUAAUCAUAAGUACAAACUAUUAUUAAUUAAGUUAAUUGCAUCAUUGGUCUGUCUAAAUCUUUUUAUAUAUAAUAUCUUUUAAAACUAUGUAUUAUAGUUGGUUACCUAAGAAGACAUUUUCAGUACUCAGAUUACUCAAAACAACAAAAAUGCUUUAUUUUAAUUUUAUUAUUUUUAGUUUAGGCACUGAUUAUAUCUGUGAAGUAGAUAUAUAACCAAAACUGUAUCGAAUUUUGAUUAAACUUAAGAAUAGUUUUAAAAUCUAAAAUCUUGGAAUUAGUAAAUUCCAUUUAUGUUCAUUCUGUGUUUAUUAAUAAUAUUAAUUAAUCAUAUUCACAAAAAAAUAAAGUACUCUAUAUUUCUACUAUUAUAGGUAUUCGUAUCAUGUUAAAUUAACUGUUUAACCACUACCCAAAACAUAUGCCUAUUUAAUUUUCAGUUAAAUAGUAAAAUGUAUUGUUUUAUUAUUUCAGAAUGAAUUGGUUGACCAACAUUAUUGUAUUGCAACUUAUUCUUGGACAAGCAUUGUCAUACUUAACAUGUUUAAAAAGUCAAAAAUGUUCUUGCCAGAAAAAUUUUGAAAUAGACGAGAUAGAAGUUACAUGUAACUCAUCAACUGUGAGGGCCAACAUGAAGCGCUCUUUAGUUGAAAUACAGUGUAACUUUGAUCAAAUCCAGUGGGAACAGUUUUUCAAUCAAAUUAAUGUUAAACAAUUAAACUAUAAAAAUUGCAUUUUGUCGGAUUCUGGAAUUCAUCAUAACAUGGCAAUACUUGGUAUCAAUGAAGUUAAAGAUAUAUAUUUGAUUAACAUGAAACUCAUUAGUAGUUUAGAACGUUCAUACUUGAUUCAUUUAGAAAGUUUAAAUCUGUUGGAUAUUAGCAGUACAAAUUUAAUUUUAACUAAUGAAUCAUUUGAAGGGACUCCUCAUCUGAAACAAUUAUUUCUCAGGGACAAUAACAUUGAAGAAUUACCUAAUGGUGUAUUCAAACGACUUCGUAAUUUAGAAAUAUUAGAUUUAGGAGGAAAUAAGUUGUCUAAAAUAGACAGCGAUAUAUUUGAUGGUGUUCCAUUGACAAAUUUAUUUUUGUACUCUAACCACUUGAAAACCUUGAAUUUGAAUAUUCCAAGUCUGAAACAUUUGGACGUGAGCAACAAUAGACUUACGUCAAUAACAGUAGAGAAUCUCAAUAAACUAGUUCAAUUAUCAUUGAAUAAAAACAAUAUUAUUACAGUGACAGGUAAACUAUUUAAAAAUACUUCUUUAGAGUUCAUAAAAUACAACUAUGGCAACUUUACUGUUCCCGAUGAAUUUUUAUCAAGCUUGUACAAUCUUAAUGAAGUUCAACUCACAUAUUUAAAAUUAGAAAAUGUACCUGAGAAUAUGAUUUGGAAUUCAUCAAAUAUUACAGUACUUUCUUUAGCUUCAAAUCGUUUGAAGGAACUGCCAGUGAAUUUUUUCAGAGAUUCAAAUAAAAUGAAAGUAUUGAAUUUAUCCAAAAACCAGAUUGAAAAGAUUGACCAUCAGUUACUGAAACCACUAACACAAUUAGAAGAAUUAAAUUUAUCAAAUAAUUUAAUUAGUCAAAUUAAUAACAAUGGAUUAAGUUGCUUAGGAAAUUUGAUUUAUCUUUACUUAGAAAAUAAUCAAAUAAUGAAUAUUGAAAGGCGAGCACUUAAUAUGAACAAUUUAAAAUAUUUAAAUCUGGCUUAUAAUAAAAUAAGUAAUUUGUCUCCAAAUAAUUUAUUCUCAUUCGAAUAUUUGGGCAAAGUCGAAGUUAUUGAUUUGUCACACAACAACAUAGUUAAUUUUGCUUUUGGAUGGCACAAUUUAUUAAAAUUACAAAAAGUUAAUCUAUCAAAAAAUAAUUUUACAGUUCUCAGCAUAGAAGAAAUUCACAAUUUAAAUACAAGAUUAAAAAUUGAUCUUAGUUUAAAUCCAUUUAAAGUAAUUGAUCUAUCAUUAUUGGAGUUUUUGGUUCGUGAAUCAGAUAUUUCAUUGAAUACCAAUACUACACCAAUAUUACAUGUAAUCCUUUCUGGUAAUAGAUUGAUUUGUGGUUGUCAGAAUUUCGAUUUUGCAAGGUACUUACAAAACCAGAUGCCAAAAAUUACAUACAAGUACAUUCAAAUUGAACAAAAUUUAAGUUGUGAUGAUGGAACGGAAUUCGCAAAUGUAAAAUUGGAUAGUUUAACAUGUGAUUGGAAGUUUUAUGAUGAUGUGGAUAAAACUGAUUGUUCUGAAUGUGAAUGCACUUUCCGUCCUUAUGAUAGAUCUGCAAUAAUGAAUUGUUCAAGUAGAAAUUUAACAUUUGCUCCUAAAACAAUAAUUUCUAGUAGACACAUUAAUUAUAUUGAAUUGAAUUUGCAAAAUAAUUCAAUUAUGGAGUUGCCGGACUAUAAACAUUUAAACAUCCAAAAGCUAAAUGUUGGCUACAAUAAGUUAACUAAGAUAAAUAUUACACAUUUACCCAAACACAUUAUGGUAAGUUUAUAAAGCUAAUUAGUUGUCUAACAUGUAUUUUAUAUAUUUUUUGAGUUUUUAAAAAAUGCAGAGUUUAUUUAUUGUUCUAAAAAUGUUGUUUCCUAUACUUUGAUUUUUUUUAUAAUAAAACAGACAUUUUUCAGGUGAUUUUAAGUAAAUUUGAUUUCUGCUUUUUGAAUUGUUGUCGAAUUGUUAGAGCUUCAAUUUAAAUUUAAAUUUUUUAAUUUUUACUCCUACUACAACAGUUUAAAUAGAUAUUUAUUUUUGUUUUUUCAAAUAGGAACCCUCUUUUUGAACACAGAUUUGAUUAGAAAAUAUUUUUUUAGAAAUUUUGAUAUGCAUAACACUAAUAUCAGAUUUACCAAGUUACAGUUUAAAGUUUAUAUCAGAGAAGUAAGGAAGGGUAAUAAAUUGUAUAUCUACUUGAAAAUGAUAAAUUAAUAACUCUUUCAAACUUCUCUGGUCUAAAUUUUAAAUGGUAAUAACUCAUAGACGGUAAAUCUGAUUUAGUGUUAUGCAUAUCAAAAUUUCUAGAAAAAUAUUCUCUAUUAAAAUCUGUUUAAAAAAAGGGUUUCUAAUUGAAAAACAAAAAUACGUACUUAUUUAAAGUAUAUAGAGUAGGGGUAUAAAUUUAAAAUAGUUUUAAAAUAAAGCUUAAACAAUUCCACAACGAUGGCUAAAUAGAGAAAUCAAAUUCACUUAAAAUCCUGCGAAAACAUUGCUGGCUGGUUCAUGACAAAAUGAUCACCCUUUAUAUAUACUAGGUUUAUGAAUGUAUUAUUGUAAAGUUUUGAUUUUAAUCUUUAGGAAUUGAAUUUGGAACAUAAUAAUCUAAUGAAGAUAAGUGAGUUAAUUUUGAAUGACACAUUAACUAACUUAAAUCGUCUAUCAAUGAGUGGUAAUCCAUGGGCUUGCAACUGUGAAGCAAAUGACACUUUCAAAUUUAUUCACAAAUAUUCAUCAAAGGUAACAACUAUUUAAUUACUGUUAAAAAUUAUUUUUAAUACCUAUUUUUAAUAAAUAGAUUUCAGAUUUGGCUAAUAUCACAUGCGCCUCAUCCGUACCUUUAUAUACCCUCCAGACCAUGAAAGAAAUAUGUCAAGAUAGUUAUGAAUUAAAGAACGUCAACUUAAUGGUUGCCUGUAUAUCUCUAGCUGUCUGUGGUGUAUUAUUGGGUUUAUUAUUGAGUUUUUAUUAUCGCUACACAACUGAAAUCAAAAUAUGGUUGUACUCUCACAAUGUAACUUGGCCAAUUUCUGAAAAAUCUCUUGACCAAGAUAAAAAAUAUGAUGCAUUUCUUAGUUUUUCUCAUAAAGACUUAGAAUUAGUUGCAAAACAUUUAGUACCUGAAUUGGAAGGUGGCAAUACACCAUUUAAACUUUGUCUCCACUACAGGGACUGGGUAGUGGGAGAUUUUAUUCCUUCUCAAAUUUCCCGUUCAGUUGAUGAAUCACGAAGGACUAUCAUUGUAUUGUCAAAGAACUUUUUGGACAGCAUUUGGGGUCUCACAGAAUUCAGAACAGCUUAUACAAAUGUUUUAAAAGAAAAGCGAAACCGUAUCAUCGUCAUACUUUAUGGAGACAUAUCAACUGAAGAAUUAGAUCUGGAGUUAAAAACAUACCUAUCCAUGAACACUUAUAUUAAGUGGGGUGAUUAUUGGUUCUGGGAGAAAUUAAGAUAUGCUCUGCCACAUGGACUAGAAACAAGGAAAAAAAUUAGAACUAAAACCAUAGUCCCAGAUAAGUUAAACCCUCUUUCAUUAUCAUAA